Molecule: messenger RNA, 3153 nt
Organism: Paramecium tetraurelia
Lineage: Eukaryota; Ciliophora; Oligohymenophorea; Peniculida; Parameciidae
Exons: 6
Biological process (GO): chloride transmembrane transport
Molecular function (GO): chloride channel activity; protein binding
Source: RefSeq, a predicted model, not a curated record
AUGCAUUUUUUUGUUCAUGAAGAAAUUAACCUUCUUGAGGCAGCAUAAGAUGGAAAAUUGGAUUUUAUUAAAAAACAAUUGCUCUCUUUAACUUCAAAACAGCAGGAUUCAUUAACUUCUAAACACCUUUAAGAUGCAUGUAAGAAAUCUGAUUAUUAUGGAAGAAAUGCCUUACAUUAUGUAAAUAAAUACUUUAUAAAGGCUGCUUAUAGAGGACAUUACGAUGUUGUAGAGUAUUUUCUCGAUCUUCAUUGCCUUGAUCUGAAUUCGAAGGAUAACUAAGGGAAUUCAGCUCUUAUGUUGGUUUGUGUAAGAGGAUACAAUUAGGACAUUGAUGAAUCUACUAUUAAACCCAGGGAUAAGUAAUUGAUAGCAGAAACGAAAUACAAAAUAGCUAAAUUACUUUUAUAAAGGGGAGCCACGCUAGGCGAAUAUUUAAAAGACUAUAUAAAUAAUCCAUUGCAUUGGUCUUGCUUUUACGGUGAUUUUAAGUUAACCCAGUUGUUAUUAUGGAAAAAUCCUAAUCUAAGUAAGAAUAAUUCUAAGAUAGUGCUGAAGAAGAACGAUAGAAAAUAGUUUCCAAUUGACGUAGCAUUAAUGAAAGGGAAAGAUCAAGAGACUCAGAAAAAGGUGGUCAAAUACUUAAUAGUUAAAUUCUUGGCUCAUUACUUCAAGAGUGAGCAACAUAUUCAGUAGUUAAAAAGUUUAGAUGAAAAUAUGGAGGAAAGCGAAUUUGAACUCAAUUAGGAAGAGAUACAUAAGGAUACAGUAGACAGACGCAAGUAUGAAAUGGUUGGUCUGAAUUACUUGUUUUGGGCAAGUGUUUUAGGCGAUUUGGAGUUGGUGAAACCAUUAUUAAAAUAAUAAUUCUCUCCAUUUGCUCCUUCAUAUAAAGGAAGAAAUGCAGUUCAUGCAGCUGCCUACCAUGGACAUGAUAAAUUGGUAGAACUCUUUUUUGAAUCUGAGAAUUAAAUUAAAAAGUUUAAUGUUAAGAAAUUGGUCAACAUAAUGACAAUAGAAAAGCCGUAAUCAGCCCUACAUAUUGCAGUUGAAUAAGGACAUGAAAAGAUUGUGAGGUACUUAAUUAAAAUAGGUGCAGAUCAUCACUUAUAUAAUUUUAGAAAUUAAACAGCCUUUGCAUCUUCAAGAUCAGUAGCCAUUAAGGAAUUAAGAUAAACAUUAUUGAAAACAGAGAAGAACUUAAUUAAAAGUGGUUACAAAUAUGUACUGGUCGGAACUAAUGCAAGUGAAAAUUUAGUAAAAUAGCAAUUGGACAAUAUUAAGACUAAAGUGAAGGUAGGUAAAUUUAAGGCAGUGCCUAUAAGAUCUUAUGAUGAAUCUUGUUUCUAUUAUAUUAUUAAGGUCUCAAAUGAAUUGAAAAAUCUAGUUGCUGAUUAUGAGAAGAUGAUGAUCUAUAAUUUUAAGGAAGGGAUAAUUUGUCAAUUCGACAGAAAUAAAGCAGAGACAUAUGAAAAUUUUCAUCAUUAUCAUGAUCAAUAGAUUAUUUUGUCCUUAUUGUAUGACGAAUUUGAUUUAGAUUAGUUCCUUCAUGAUAAAUUGUUAUUAGAUCACUUCCCAUUGCAUGAUGAUGAGGAGAAGGUACUGAUCUAUAAUUAAUGGAAAAGAGAGAAAUGGGAACUACUCAAAGAACCAUUAUCAUUGAAAUCAAAUUAAUGUAGAACACCAAGUGCUAUUAAAGCAUAUUUUGGAGCAGAAGUGGGAUUCUUUUUUGUUUUUUUAAGUUUUUUCACCACUUGGCUAUUCCUUCCAGCUGUACCAGGCAUAAUGCUUGGGGUUUAUGUCUAUGCAACAAAUGAAAUUAAUUCUUUAUUUGUUCCAAUCUACACUAUAGCAUUAGCUGUUUGGGCAACUAUCUUCUUUGAAUUUUGGAAGAGAAAACAAAGUGAAAUGAUGUUUCAAUUUGAUAUGCAUGUUGAGACUGAAGAAAAAUAGACAAUUCCAUCAUUCAAAGGACAAUUUUGGAUUGAAGAUGUCACUCACAAGAUUGAAAUUAAAUAUUCUACUAGAGACAGAUGGAAAUACUAUAAAUCAGUCACGCCUUUGGUGCUUUUGGCUGUAAUAUUGAUUGCAGGGGAGUAGAUUGGUUACUAUUAUAUUAUUCAAUUGAAAGAACGCACUACUGAAUUUACUAUACUUUGUUCUAUUGGUUUGGGUAUAUCAAUAAAAAUUACUAACGAAAUAUUUAAUUAUUUUGCAAGAUUGUCACUUGAAUAUGAAAAUCAUUAGUAUCAAAAUGAAUUGGAAGAUGUCUACAUAAUAAAGGUGUUCUCUUUUGCUUUUUUGAAUUCCUUCGGUCGUUUAUUCUACAAGUCUGUCAUUGAUCCAGACGCAGAUGAAUUAAAUAUCAUGUCUAUUACAUUUACUAUUGUAUGGGCUGUCAUGCACUAUCUUAGAUUUACGAUUGUCCCUUUGAUUCAUUACUCAAUUAAGAAGUACUUCUUGAAUAAAGAAUUCGAAUUGUUUCUGGAAGGGAAAUGGAGAAAAAUGUACACUUCAUAGAUGGCCAGUAUUUUAGAUAAUGAAACUCAAAAUCAGACCAACAAAAGCUUUGACAGAAAAAGCAUGGGCUAUAAAAAGUUCCUUAGAUCAGUUGAAUAGAAUAAGAUUAUGAUUCCUACUCCCAAUCAUGUUGAUCAAUUUACUUAUUUUAUUCUCCAAUUUUGCAUGGUUACUAUGUUUAGUGCCAGUUCGCAAUUAAUACCCAUAGCUAUUUUGUUAUUUAAUAUUAUCAAUUUAGAUGGUCUCCUUUAUGGUUUCAUUACUUUUGUAAAGAGACCCAGAGCUGAAGCUAAGAAAUCAAUUGGAUUAUGGAAUAGCGUAUUACUCAUUGUCGGAUACAUAGGUACAAUAAUCAAUUGUUUGACAAUUUACUAUGCAAAUUAAGAUCAAUUGAAUAAUUUGAUUGGCAAAGUAGAUGAAACAGAUGAAUCAUCACAAGCUCUUCGAAAUUUCUUACUUCUUAUUGCUGCAGAACACAUCGUAAUUGGGCUUAAGUUUAUAAUUGAAACUGUGAUUCCUGAUGAGCCAGGAUGGGUGACCAAAGUCUUGAAAAGACAAGAAUACUUAUUGGAACAAAUGAUGAAAAAUGUCGAAAAUGAUGGUUCUUAAUGUGAAAAAUUAAAAGAUGAUUGA